Molecule: messenger RNA, 1983 nt
Organism: Ictalurus furcatus (blue catfish)
Lineage: Eukaryota; Metazoa; Chordata; Actinopteri; Siluriformes; Ictaluridae
Gene: otpa
Product: orthopedia homeobox a
Exons: 2
Coding region: 192-1091 (299 amino acids)
Biological process (GO): neuron differentiation; regulation of DNA-templated transcription
Molecular function (GO): DNA-binding transcription factor activity, RNA polymerase II-specific; DNA binding
Source: RefSeq, a predicted model, not a curated record
AUGCUUUCGACACACUCCAAGUUAACUUCUGUGCGAAAACUGUGCGGUUUACCGUUAACCCGUCCCUGUUAAUAAGAUUGUGGGAGAUCUUUCUAUCCGCCAAGCGGGCGGGAACCAUGAGUAUAUUUUGACACACGUGUGUGUGUGUGUGUGUGUGUGUGUGUGUGGGUGUGUGUGUGUGCCUUGCAGGGAUGAAGGAUGCCGCGGAGAUCCUGGGACACAGAGAGGCACUAAAGUGCAGACUCGGAGUCGGUGGCGGGGUGUCUGAGCCCGGACAUACCGGAGAACUUGGCCCGAGUCCGGAAACCCUAGAAGGCGCGACCCAUCUUCCCGGAGACGAGCUCGGUAACGUUGGAUCCAAAGAGCAAGAGAAGCAGCAGCAACAACAAAACCAAAAUUCUGCGCAAUCCGUAAGUCAGCAAACGCAGAAACAGAAACGACACCGGACCCGUUUUACACCUGCGCAACUCAACGAGUUAGAACGCAGCUUCGCCAAAACCCACUAUCCCGACAUCUUCAUGCGAGAGGAGCUCGCGCUGCGCAUCGGCCUGACGGAAUCGCGCGUGCAGGUUUGGUUCCAGAAUCGACGCGCCAAGUGGAAGAAGCGCAAGAAGACCACAAACGUGUUCCGCGCGCCUGGCACUUUACUUCCUACUCAUCACGGUUUACCGCAGUUUUCUUCGGCAGCAAUUAACGACAGCCUGUGCUCGUUUCACGCAAACGAUACGCGCUGGGCUGCAGCCGGGAUGCCGAGUGUCUCUCAGCUCCAACUUCCUCCGGCGCUCAGCCGCCAGCCUGCAAUGGCGCAGUCACUGUCGCAGUGCAGCUUGGGGGGCGCGGGCCCGGCGACGCCUGGUUCCAUGGGGCUCUCCAACAUGGCGUCAAACGGCUCGGCCCUGCAGUCGCAUCACCUAUAUCAGCCCACGUUUCCGGGCAUGGUGCCCGCGUCACUCGCUGGCCCGACAAGUGCGAGUGCCUCCACGCAACUUUGCAGCUCGUCAUCGACAGAUAAUGACAUGUGGCGCGGCACGAGCAUCGCGUCACUGCGCCGCAAAGCGCUCGAGCACACAGUCUCAAUGAGUUUUACUUAAUGGCGCGCGUGGGUUCCGAAUAUGUUCUACUGACGGUUCGUCUUCUUUUACACCAUAUUUUUCCUCCCAUAUUUUCUCUUCAAAUUUUUUGACCUACUGUCUGCCUAUCUAUCGAUCUUUAAGGCAAUUUAUUCAGGCCUAUUAUUUGGGACUUUUUUUUUAUUUUUCACCAAACACGCUGCACAUAACAGACAGAAUGUAACGCACAUAUCUGCAAUAUUCGACACAGGACGCUACCUGCCUUGUGAGGUUUUAUUUAUGAAAACAAAUACUUGCAUAUUACGGACCACGAAUCUUUUUUUAAAACAGUAAAUAAGUAGGAGAAUGAAAGGGCAACUGGUGUAAAAAGAGAAGAAAAAAAAUCAAGAAUAAACGUCGAAUGCAUGCGUGGACGGCUAUAUCCGAUAAGGGGAAAUUUAUUAUUUAUUCUAUUUAUUAUUUAUUUUAAAAAGAUCAUUUUACGGUUAUAGUCUAUGCUGUUCUACAGUAUGUUUUGUGUAGAUAAAGCAUUUUAAAUUGCUCUAAUUUGGUCGAUUUGUGAUAUGUUUUAGGUUUGUCUGUGCGUAAUCCCAAUACAGAUUUCUUAAAUUUCUUAACUGUUAUAUGCUUUCCUGAACAUAUUUAUAUCGAAUAAUUGUAAUGUCAAAUAAAAUAAUUUUGAAUGUCAUCUCGUGAACGCCAAGCCUAUUUUGUAAUUUGUCCACGUGAGGUGAUAAUUAGGCACAAAUACAUUGUCUGUAUUUGAAGUUUUAAAUAUAUUAGCUUUGUUAAUAGUUCAGUCCAUACAAUAUAUGAAUAGGCCUACAAAUAGCACUCUCAAAAUCUCUCCCUGGAUUGAAGUCUCAAAAGAAGUUGCUUGUAAAUUUUGCUUAAUCUUUUUUUGGGGUACACA